AUGAAGGUUAAUAAAGAAAGAUUAUUUGUACCUGCAACAAUAAUCUCAAAGCUUCGAGGUUAUUUAUGGCACUACUGGCGAGAUUCAGAAGAUAUUAGACUAGUGGCUACUCUAUUAGAUCCACGAUUAAAAUUAAUGAGUGUGUGGCCUGAUGAAAUACGAAAAGAAACGAUUAAUUUGCCAUAUGUCGAAUUUAAAUUUUGGCAAAAUAAUAUUGUAACCGAUGAAUUAGAAACAUGUCAUGAAGAAACUGAAACUCCUC
Messenger RNA from Diversispora eburnea, 262 nucleotides. NCBI's taxonomy places the organism in Eukaryota, Fungi, Glomeromycota, Glomeromycetes, Diversisporales, Diversisporaceae. The record is from the annotation of a GenBank genome assembly.